AUGAAAACGCUGAAGAUGGAGGGCUGGGUUGUGAUUUCGUACCAAGAGUUGUACCCGUCCUCAAUGGAUAUUGAUUUGGCUGUUGAACGCACCAUACUCCGCCAGCAUCUCGCUAGCCAUCCAGUUGUGUUGUCGAAACAUACCAAAGUGCACAAGGCUACAAGUGUACCCGAAUUUGUAGUUCCAAAUUACGUAGUUGAUCUGGGUUUCGUUAUUGUGGGGGACCAGGUGGUACACGCUACAAAAGUAUUCAACUACGGACCUACGACCACAUUCAUAAAGGUCAGGACGGUCGGUGGCAAAUUGAUAUUGUCAGAUUUUGGCGGUGUGCACAUCGAGAGUAAUAGGUUCAACGUUGAAGUGGGUCGGAUGAGAGAAGUUGGAAUUCAUUUUCGUCCAACUCAAGAGAUGUACAAAGAGCUGGACAAGGAACUUGUGUACGACGUUUGUCUUGAUGUUGCUCACGGAGCACGUAUACCAGUAUGUAUAAGAGCAACAGUGACAGUACCUAGACUCACAAGCAAUACAUCCCAUCUCCAUUUCGGGGAGGUUCGCUGUGGUGACAUUAAAAAGAGGUCAUUGAUAUUAACGAAUAGCGGAUUUGUUCCCUGCUCCUACACCGCCACUGUUAAUCAAAAGGAGCAAAAGACGAAAUGGAGAAAUGAAGAUGGCCCACCGAAGAACGUAUUUUUUAUCCAUUCUAUUAAAGACACAGUCAACGUUGGUUGCAAGAAGCUCUUAGACGUGUACUUCGAGCCACAAGUUGACGGCAGCAUUGAUUACCAUCUUACGGUCAGCAUUGAAAAGAAUCCAGAAAAGCUGCAUAUUGCACUAAGAGGUGUUGCUAGAAUGCCACUGAUCAAAAUAACGGACGAGGUUGUUAAAUUUGAACCAACCUUGCCCUACGAUCCUUCGUGUUUCAAAAAUGUUACAAUUGAAAAUACAUCAGCAGUGCCGAUUGAGUUCUACUUUACAGAUUUUGAUCUAGCAAUUGAUACAGAAGACAAAAUAAUGAACUUAUUAUUCGAAUACUACUUAUCAAACCAGCUGACCAUACCACCAAGAAGACCUGGGCAAGCUUUACCAAAACAAUUCCACGACUUUUAUGAAAAGGUUUUGGACAGCCUUCACAGGAAAUUAAUCAAGGUAUCUAUGAACAGCCCGGAUGCGAAACACACAAACUCAUUGGACUCCUCAGCGCAGACAGUCACCAGUAGCAAACGGCACAGCCAUUGGAAAAACAGUUCGUAUGUCAGAUCACAAUCUCUCGACAUGACCACUAUGGGUUCUACAUCAUCCAUGCUUCCGAAAGAUCCUUCACAGCUGCAUUUACUAGUGAAGGCACACCUAGAAGAAUUCGUGCAGCAGGAAAAGACAAAGAUAGAUCCUGUAGCAGAUGCUAUCGCCGAAUACGUACAAUCCAUUGACAAGAAGCAACCGCCUCGAGUUAAUGAAGGCGUUUUCCUCAUUUUUCACGGUUACCAAACAACAGACUACGUACGAUCAUCCUGUAAAGUAGGAUUGGAACUUUCAUUACCGGUGUAUAGCAUUGAUCAGUUAUUAAUGGAAGGCAUCGCCGAAUGCAGCACAAUGGUAGCUGUGACCGUUAAAACCAUUAUCGAAAAUGAGUACAAGUUAAUCGCGCAACAUCACGAUCUAACAAAACUGAGCAGUUACGAACUAUUGCAGCUGCAAGUUAAUUGUAUCUUAGAAGAGCAGAUGAACCCAAAAGUUGCUAAGAAGGACAGCAAAAAAGGGAAGAAACAUACAGAGCAGGGUACGGCUACGUUUCUUGGAAUAAGUGAAGUCUUACUUUUGGAUGUGAUUAAAAGCAAACUUCAAGCUUUAAAGACUGGAAUAGUUGUCGAAACACUGAAUAGCGUCUUUAUAAAGCUCCCGGUUCAAGCUUUAACCUUUCUGCUGAAAGCUAUUGGAAACGCGCGCUACAUUCACUGCUUCGUUCUAGCUUUUAACUAUAUACAAAGCAAUCACUUUAAGGCAACUCAGGAGAAAGCUCAAGAGGAAAAAAAGGUGCAGGAUCGCCAAGCACAGCUGUCAAGAAUACUUAAGCUAAGCACAGAGGAACUGACGACCUUAUCGGCUGAUGACUACGAAAUUUAUGCCACAUACUAUUUGAAAGAACGUAGACAACGUACCUUGUGCAAAAGAGAAAAUUUGCAAAGAAAAGGGUUAGCGCAUCCUUCUAAAGUAAAACGUAAAGAACCCCCCCAAAAGACAUCCAAAAAAGAUGAAGCAGUGCCAAAAAGUAAUGCCAAAAAGGGGACUUCUAAAUCUACCUCCGUGGUGGACACUUCACAUGGUUCCUUGAAGUCACACGAUCAAAACAUUAAGAAAACGUUCGAAACUUUCGAGUCCGAUUUAAAGCACAUUUUACAUUUACUAGAGUAUUGGGACCGAAAAACUGGCACGUGCACGAAGUCCCUACCGCAAAUCACACCAGCUACCUCGAAAACUAGUAAGUCAUCAAAGACGUCAUCAAAGAAAUCUUCAAAGACGUCAUCAAAGACUACAAGUGUACUCCCGGUAACGAUAACCGAUCCGAAAGAUUUUUCGAACUUAACACCAGAGCGAGAGCUGUAUAUUCUUCAAAAUGGUGUUCCGUGUUGGGUUAUUGAAAACGCUCACCCUCAUAAACCUCUCGACGUUCUAUUGUCGAGAUACUUGAAGCAAGUUCAAGAUUUGAUUAAGGCCAAAGACAGUUUAGCGGAAAGCUUGAAGGAGCAUGUCAAAGAAACGGUCGUAGUUCGAUCGGUUUUAACGAGGACUCAUGAACCGAGAGUUAAGAAUAUGUCCACAAUUUUCUUUGUACGAGAUGUACUAGAAGCCAAUGAUCCUAUGAAGAUCGGUUCUACAAUUGAUACAAGAAGGAAACUCUCACGCCCAGUAACCGCUAAGAGUAGCAAGGGAAGCAAAGUUAGAAUCAAAUCUGCAUUAUCAACAUUGGCGGAACUAACUUCAUCGUUAGACCACUCCAAUUUAAACGAUGAUAAAUUUACUACAAGAAUGGUUUUGAAACCUGGAGGAAGCGUGACGUAUCGACUGCUCUUUAAGCCGGAACGAGUCGGUUUUUAUGUGCACACAUUCACUCUGCAAGUGGUCGGUUGGCCAACGCAGUAUUUCCUAACCUGUGAGGGUAACUGCGAAAUUCCCAAGCUGAAUAUAGUCCCAGAAAUUAUUUUCCCAAAAGUACUAAAGAAGCGUACCAAGAAAGCGCUCUACCAUAAUUGUAUAUACCUAAGCAACGACGAGGUUUUCGAUUUUGGACCGAUUUUGGCGCAGAGUGUGGUGGAUCCCAUCAAACUGGCCGUUGAAACUGAAUUUAACUUAACUAACAUUUCAUUGAUCACAUGUGAAGCAUCGUGUGUCAUACGCUCCAAACCGAGGUCUUUCGUUGUUGAUGAAAAUGCGCUUACUAUACUCCCAGGUUCCACUCAAGUUCUGGACAUAAAGGCUAUCGCAUCGGCAGUGACCGAAACAAAUGAAGAUCAGCUCUUAAUUUCCAUUAAGGAUAAUCCCGAAAUUUUCAGCAUAAACUUGAGAAGUGAAAGUACGCCACUAUCAUUUGCCGUCAGCUCCAAGUCUGUGCGUUUCGAACGCGUUCUUGUAAACGACACAGAGGAACGCACACUCGAUUUACAAAACCAGUCGUUUGUUCCACUGGCCUGGCAGUUAGUUAACUUGCAGUCUAUUUUAAAGAAAUUCGCCAUAUCACCAUUGCAAGGCUACAUCGAACCUCGUACAACACAAAAUGUCAAUAUUGAGUUUUUCUCUCCCGUCAAACUGGUCGUACCCGAUCAGAUGAUGAAAGUCGAGGUUUAUGAUAAGGAUUAUAAAAGCCCGAUUCCAUUACACCUCGAAACAGUUCACGUUGGAGCAGAGGCAAUCCAAGUCUCCAUUGACUGUCCACGCACACUUAACUUAUACGAAGUUAAAGGUCAAAAGGAACUUAUUAUUCCAUACACAUUGAUCAGCACAGGAAAAUAUGGGGUGGAAUUUACGUUUUUGCCGGUCUCCAAACAAGAGGAUCCGAAUCGGAAUCAACGCAAAACACUAAGAAGUUCCUUCACCGCAACACCUUCGUCAGGAAUUUUAAGGACGAAUACACCAUUUGACAUCGUUAUCAAGUUUUUAGGGACAAAGCCUAUCAAAGUCAAAGACGCGCCCGUUUACAAGGUGACCUUCGUCGAUCAAGUCUUUAAAAAGUUUAUCGACUCAUUCCUACUCACGGCGACUCUAAAAACGGAGUUCUCUCUCUUCGAAUUAUUCCCGCCCACCGAGCUCAACUUUGGCUACCAACUGUUAGGAAUCAACGCGACGCAGACCAUCACCGUUUCGAAUUGCGGUAAAUUUGACUUUGACUACCAAGUGCUUAGUUUGAAGGAGAUCUUGGAGGCAAGGCACAAGUCGACUGUCUCCGAUAAGUCAGUUACUAAAAAGGGAAGCUCCAAACCGGAGAAGGCAUCUAAGGCAUCAAAGAAGGGGAACGCGGACAAGUCGGAGAAAGGCGACACAAAAGCGAAGAUUAUUACGACUUUAGCUGUUGGUGAGUUCACACUAACUCCAUCGUCUGGUACGGUUAAAGCUGGAACAGUUGCGACAAUUUCCGUAACCGCAAGAAGUAACCAUUUGGGCACGGCUCAGGAGGUGGUUGUGGUCAAGGUUAGCGAAACUGAAGACGCCGACAAAGAAGGGAGACAAAUCACCCUCUCAAUAACUGCAUUUCUACCAACCGUCAACUUUAGCGACUACAACGCCAUUUUUCGAGAGCAGUUUGUUGUUGAGUCCAUGACUGCAUUUGAAAGUAGCGGUUCUAACAACACAAAGGCCGUUUUUAUUAAAAAUGACAAGCGACUUCACUUCCCAAACGUGCCUAUUAACACGAAAGCGCAAGCCAGAAUUCGAUUAGAAAAUGUCAGUCCCGUGCCUGCCGAUCUACAAUGCGUAAUAAGGUCACGAGAAGAGUCUAGCUUCAUAGUAGCACCUGCUAGAGUUAACAUUGAACCAUACUCUACAAAUUAUACCACAGUGACCUUCCAACCCAGUAGUAUUGAGAGGAUGGAAGGUUCCUUAAGUAUCCAGUACUACGGCGUCGACGCCUCGUAUAAUGCUAAUCGCUUUCAUAUCACAUUAUCGGGUGAGGGUGUAGUACCAGAAGUGGCAAUAACUUCGCCCAAAUACGAUAGCAGCAUCGGCUGUUAUGUCGUCAAUUUCUCACCCACAUUCAUCGGUGACACAGCAACCGACAGCAUUACCAUACAAAAUAUAGGAGCAAUUCCAUGUCAAGUUAUACUUGAAGUAAGUGAUGACACUAUGAAUGUCUUCAGCAUAGCAGCUCAUCAGCACACCAAGCCAAAACUAAAAAUUCAAGACUAUGAAGGAGUAAGUCACACGAACUUAGUCCACUUGAACGUUGAAGAAUUAGGAGAAUUUUAUCUUCAGUUUCAACCAAAUUUCCCUGCGAGUUUCAGUUGUGUCGUGAAACUGCAUCUCAUAAACAACCCCUAUGAAACGCGCAUGAUUGCGGUCACUGGCUUAGGAUACACGGAUAGCGUGCGGCUGAAGGAUUUGGGUACUUGCGCGAUUAAAAAAAGCUCCUCUUCUACCUCAACGCUAGAGGAAGACAUUAUUGCUUAUACAAUAGAAUUUGGCGCACUUGCCGUAAACAAACCACGCAGAAAGUGUUUUAAAAUUGUCAACGCAUCGCCCACUCAAACCUAUAAAUUUGAAUUUGUUAAUUGGGAUAAGGUUUCUUUCGUACCAAGCCGAGGCCAUCUUAAGCCCGCGGCUUGCAAGGACGUCAUUGCAACUUUUAAGAGUAAAGAACCCUGUACCGUGGAAAAGAUUCCUUUACUAUGCACCUUGUGCCAAAUUGAGUAUGUGGAUCCUCAAAUUGAGCUACUGUCUUGGGAUGAUAGGCAAACUGUCGUUCUUUGGGAAGAUCAAAAAUGUUUGUCGUCGAUGAGCGUUUUGGAACAUAAAGCUGUUUCGGGAAGCACAAUGGACGUAGUGCACCCAAAUAGCACAUCUACAACAAAAAUUGUUAAAGAUAAAGACGAACCAUCCACCAACAUCAUCCCUGAUACUAAAAAAUCGAUAUCAAUACUAAUUUCAGCAACUUGCGACCACUGCUCGUACAAUGUGUCGCUUGACGAAAUUGAAUUUCCCGAUACUUUUGCAUUUGAGCGCAAAACUGCCACAUUCGAGAUUACAAACACCUCGAAUGUUUAUCUCGAAGUUCGUUGGAAUAUUACAGUGGAAGAGAAUUUGGAGAUGAAUUCACCUGUUGAAGAUCCUUCUUCCAACACGUUUGAAGUAGCAUCUAAGCCUAGAAAAACGUCGCGUCCAACUCAUCUGAGCGGAGCGGAAAAGUUUCUAUACAACGAUUCGCUUUCGGGUAGCUCUGCAAAGUUUAGCUUAUUUAGUGAGGAAAGCAACAUUUCAUGGUUGGAUGAUGGCACCCCUCCAUUCGACCUAGCGCCAAAUCCCGCGUCGGUGGCUCCCAUGGAGAGCCAAAAAUUCGUCGUCACAUUCUCACCUAAGUCCAUAGCCGAGUACUUAGCGCACGUUACAGCCAACAUUUCGAAUCUUCCUCCAUCUUCGGAUCAGUUGGACAUCAAAGUUAAGGCGAACAGCCUCCUUCCAGCAUUCUACUUCAACGUCGAACCAAGUGAUUACGUGGUUAAUCGGAGGAAGGUGUCUGUCACGUGUGGCGACUUGGUAAAUGAAAACACGGAAGUUGUGGAGUUUGAAGCUGUUGGUUUAGCUGUGGCAGUAGAGAGGAGCUUCUAUGUGGUCAAUCCAACUGAACAAACCCUUUUAUAUAACUGGACGGAAGCAUUUCCGAGUACAAGUGAAGUCUCACUGUUUUACUGUUGCAAACCUCAGGGUUUAAUAGAGAAAAGGAAGAAAGCUAGCAUGACGUUUAGUUUCAUGCCGCCGUCAACUGGAACUUUCGAGGCGUUUUACAUAUUCAGCGUGGACAAACACAAGCUUACCAAAACAUUUUUAAUGGUUGGUCACGCGAGAGAACCUGUCGUCUUCUUCGCCAAUCCCUACCUUCAAAUUCGACCAAGUGUUAUCGGAGUGGACAUAAUCGACAGCACCUGUAUAAAAAACAAUGAAGAUUUUGAAAUUGAUUUCAAGUUUGAAAAGGAAUCAAUAUAUGGGGAUGCUCAUCAACAGAAAUUAACAGUGGUACCACUCAAGGGCAACAUUGGACCACACGAGGAAAAGAAGAUCUCUAUUACUUUCCACCCCGUUAAAGUGGGUGAGGUGGGUUUUAACUUAAAAUGUUCCAUCAGUAAAAUGAAGAAUCCUCUUCUCCUAACUGUAAGUGCAACCUGCUACGAAAUUCAAUCACAGGUUUUCUAUGAGACCGGCGUUGGCAAGAAAGUGUUCUUGCACCCCAGUGAGCCUAACAUGUUGGAACUUAAAUCGCUAGCUCCACUGUUAACUCAAGAUAUUAUAUUCACGAUGACGAACAUCGGUGAGAUAGGUUUCUACUACGCUUGGAUUCUGAAGGAAGACUUGACCACGAACAAGGUGGACAUAAUCUUUGAGCAAGGCAAUGGAUUUGUGCCGGUUACUUCGGAAAAAUCAACGAGAAUGUGCGUCACUCCACUCACGAAUGUAUCCAUCAAAAACACGAUCAUCAAACUACAGAUUCGAUAUGGACUCACGUACACUAUUUACCUUUCUGGUGCAACCUCGCUACCUUUCUUCAAUUUCUCUGUCAACGAGUAUAACUUUGGCAUCUGUCUGGUACAGAAAGAAAUGACGGAUUAUUACAAAACAAUUGUAGAGUUUAAUAAUGGUGACGACGCGCCUAUUACGUUGGAAUGCAAGCAACCUGAGGUGGACUUCUUAACGGUCAAGUUUAAAUCGAAACAAGUUCAAGGAAGACAAACUGAGCCGAUCGAAGUUCACUUUCACCCCUUCAAAGUGCAAACCUACACGAUCUACGUUACAUUUUACGUUAACUCAAGACCACACGAGCUCUGUUUUCGCGGCGAGGGUGUCGCCAAUUCUGUGCUUCUCGCGAAUUUCAGUGAUAAGUUUCUAAACUUUGGCGAGGUGGCGGUGGGUGGAUCGAGUAAGAGAGCCGUUUCCGUUCUAAACAAUAGUGACGCGUACAUCGACAUUAUUUUCGAUCUACCCGAUUGCUUGCCGAUUUUUUCGAGGCCAAGAAAAAGGCUUGAACCUCAAUAUGAGCCCGGUAGUAUAUCGUCGAGUAAAUCAAAACAAAGUCCUCGACUAGGCAAGAAAGACGGUCAGCUCGUGACCAUUGUGCCGAAGAAAUUUACCAGGGUCCCACCUCAUCAGGCUACCCAGUUUAUUUCCACUUAUACACCAACCGAACGUAUGAAAGCGUUUUCGGGAAAAAUCGCCUAUCAAGUCCAGGAUAUUGUUGAAACUUUGUGCACGUUUAAAGGCUCUUGUGUUGGUCCCGACUAUACGCUGGACAAGACCAUCAUUCCGUUCGGUUGUGUUAUAUUGGGCUACAGCAAUAAGCAGAAGGCCAUGUUAAAUAAUGUAGGGGACGUUGGUGGGGCUUUCAAAUGGACAUUUGAGAAGUAUCACCCUUGCUUUACAAUCACUCCCGAACAUGGUUUCGUUUCGCCUGGUACCAGUGCAGUUUUUACCGUACAGUUUAAUCCAUCAACUUUGGGAAGUGUAUUCGAGGCAAAAAUCAAAUGCAUUAUCGGUGGAUACAAGAAAUCCUUAGAGAUGCAAUUGUCGGGAUCGUGCAUAGGAAUGCCACCCGCUGUUGAACGAAUAGAGUUUGAGUGCCCUGUCCGUAGCUCGACUAAGCGUUUUAUUAACAUCGAAAAUCCCUCUGCUCAAACUUGGAGAGUAGCAACAACAAUAGAAGGUCAAUACUUUAUAUCCAAAAAUGUUUACGUAGUAAAACCAAAGUCAGUAUUGCCAUGUGAGGUUUCAUACUCUCCCUUAACCAUGACUGGGAAAAAACCACAUCGGGCGACCAUUUUCUUCGCUUAUCCCGAAGGACUAGGAGUACUAUACGAAUUAAGUGGACGAACCACGCCUCCGCUGGUAGUUGACAGAAUACAAAGAGAAAUUACGUGCAAGACGUUGUAUAAAGAAACAUUAAUUGUUAAAAAUUGGCAAAAACGUCCGCAAUCAUUUGAGGUUAUAACCGAAAAUUCGAGCCCAAGUCCCAUUUUGUACAAGUUGGAAGGCAAUCCCAGCAUUGAAGUAUUGGGUCAGAGUGAGAGGCCGUACACAUGGUCGAUCUAUGUGUUAAAAGAAGGGACAUUACAUUUGAAGGUUAUGUUCAGGAACAAGGAAACAAAAGAGUAUCUGUACUAUGAGGUCAUAUUAAAAGUUUUGAAAAGCCCUCCCUUGGACGUUAUAACACUCAAUACUUGUGUUCGGAAAUCUCUUACCUACUCCAUUACUCUUGAAAAUCCACUUUCACGCCCUGUUACAUACACGGCUAAAAGUACGGUUCCUGAGCUGAGUUUCGUCAGCCCACAGACAGUCCCUGCCUUAUCAGAGAGUAAAUUCGUCAUCACAUUUCUGCCUUUAACGGAAGGUGAGUCAGAGGCGCACAUUGACCUCAUUUCGAGUGAUCUUGGAAUCUACCCAUACGAUUUCAAGUUAAUAACGCGUCCACCUGUUCCUGAUCAGCAGCUAUUCUUUAUCGCGAGGCUUGGACAAACCGCAACUCAAAGAGCUUCCGUGACGAACACUGCAAAAGCUACCACAACUCUGGCGGCCCAGUUCACCGAACCCACAGCAUUUUUCAUAGAAGGCAACAUAACAGUUUCUCCCCAUACUACUAAGGAAUUCCUGGUACGCUUUGAACCGUACGAAAUCGGUACUCUCAAAUCGGUUCUAACUUUACAUUCGCCCGCAACGGGAUCCUACGCGUUCACACUAACCGGAACGUGCGAACCGCCCAAGCCUCAGGGACCCUACUUCAUCAUUCCCGGCGGCUCUACGUCGGUCACGUUUAAAAAUCCUUUUCUAGACUCGACCGAUUUCCGUUUCGUAGUCGAACCGGCCAUAUUCAGCCUGAAAAAUGACUCGCAAACUGUGUAUGGAAGGUGUGAGACCAAGAUCGCCAUUAAUUUGGCGCCCUUAGAGAAUUUGGAGAUCUUGGUCGAUCGCAAGUAUUCAAUCGCCGGAAAGCUGACGAUUUAUCCUAGAGAGGAACGUGUUUCUCACAUUAAAUGGGUUUAUUAUUUACAAGGUGAUCUUAAUACUUAAAUGUUUAGCAAUAAAGAUAUAUGUGCUCAACUGCG
This is a messenger RNA of Photinus pyralis (common eastern firefly), 10289 nucleotides long. Its product is annotated as hydrocephalus-inducing protein-like. The record is from RefSeq and is a predicted model, not a curated record. NCBI's taxonomy places the organism in Eukaryota, Metazoa, Arthropoda, Insecta, Coleoptera, Lampyridae. Gene Ontology annotation, biological process: axonemal central apparatus assembly; cilium movement. Gene Ontology annotation, cellular component: axoneme. The transcript is spliced from 41 exons. Bases 1 to 10254 code for a protein of 3417 amino acids.